This is a messenger RNA of Phodopus roborovskii (desert hamster), 903 nucleotides long. RefSeq names its product POU class 2 homeobox associating factor 2 (gene Pou2af2). NCBI's taxonomy places the organism in Eukaryota, Metazoa, Chordata, Mammalia, Rodentia, Cricetidae. The coding region runs from base 1 to 903 and encodes 300 amino acids. The record is from RefSeq and is a predicted model, not a curated record. The transcript is spliced from 5 exons. Gene Ontology annotation, molecular function: DNA binding; POU domain binding.
AUGACUUUACACCGGGACUCUAAGGAAGACAGGCCUGUUAGUGGCAGGGUCUCAGGGGAUUACAGCAAACGUGUGUACCAGGGCGUGAGAGUGAAGCACACUGUCAAAGACCUCCUGGCCGAAAAACGAUCCAGGCAGACAAAUAACUCCAGACUCAAUGGCAGUGUCAGCUCCUCCCAGCCUCCGUUCGUCCAGAUGCCAGGAUCACCGGUCAUGUCAGGUUACUACGGUGUUAGGAGAUCGUUCCUGUCUGAUUCCGACUUCCAUAGCAGCAAGCAGUUCUCAAAUGACCUCUAUACCUCCAGCGUGACUAAGCCCUUUGCCUGUGAGUCCUCGGCUGGGCAGAGUCACACAGGCUUGCUGGAGUCCUACUUGACAGAGCCCUAUGGAGAGUACCGCCCACCAGCGCUGACCUCCACACCGAGUUCCCUGUUCAGCACCUCAACUCUGCCGCCACUCCUGCCACCUCCGUUCCCCAGCGAUCCAACUCACUUUGUGUUUAGAGACUCAUGGGAACAGACAGCACCGGAUGGACUCAGUCAACCAGACCCUGUGCCUGCAGAUGCCCUGCAGACCCUGCCACCCAACACCAGUUGCCUCUCCCAGCUGGAGUCAGGAAGCAGCACCCAACACAGGAGCAUGGGAUGGGGGGCAUCCCUUGCUGGAGCUCAACCCUACCCGCUGCAUACGUUGGAAGAUCUGCACCAUACACCAGGCUACUCCACUCCAUCUUCAUACCCCUUUACUUCUUUCAUGACAAUGUCAAGUGAUCUUCAACCCAAGGUGGUGCCCCUCUCCCCAGAGGAGGGGUCAGACACACCCUCCCUUCAUGAUCCUUCGCCUUGGACAAAAGAAGAUGGCAGCAUGGCCUGGGGUUCUUAUGAAUGCCGGAGAGCUUACUGA